CCACCAAGUCUUCAAAUUCUACCUCCAAAUGGCCAAAUAGUCACGAGGAAAGGAGGUCCGGUUUCCUUCGAAUGCAAGGCAAAUGGGAAUCCCCCACCCACAGUCCAAUGGUCAAAAAAGGACGGUUUGCUACCUUCAGGCCAUCAAGUUGAAACUGGUUACCUGCUCAAUUUGAACGAUGUCAGAAGACAAGACGGAGGAGUCUAUCAGUGCACUGCUUCCAAUGGAAUUGGACAGCCAGUUACUGGGGAAAUCAAACUCCACGUGCUCUAUCCUCCAGAGGUCAGUGUGCUCAGAUCGUGGGUGAAUUCUGGAGAAGGCUUGGAAGCCAAGCUGGAUUGUGUAGUUCAUGCAGAUCCACCAGCUGAGGUGACGUGGUACCAAGACUCGUUCCUGUUGCAACCGACCGACAGGCGGCUGAUGUCGAAGGUAGGCAACACGCACACUCUGACCAUCAGGAACGUGCAGCUGUCCGACUUCGGCAACUACAGCUGCGUGGUCUCGAACUCCAUCGGGAAGGACAAGCGGUACAUGGAGCUGUCGGGCAAACCCGGCCCCGCCAAGGUCAUCAGCGGGCAGUACUCCAAUCCGCACGAGUACGACCUCAAGUGGGUGGUGCAGUCCGUGUUUCCGGUAAUCGAGGUCAGGAUAUUGUACAGGAGGAUAAUGUCCAACUCAUCUUACCACCACCCUGGUCACUGGCAUGACCUAUUGGUGAAGCCUGCACAAACUUUCAACUCAGCCACAAGCGAGAGGAGCCAAAGGUACCGUCUGACUGACCUGCAGCCCGAUUCGGUGUACGAAUGCCUGGUGCAGACGAAGAAUCAGCACGGCUACGGAGAGCUCUCCGAUCUCCACCAGUGGUCGACGUCUUCGAGAGGUCGCUUCAUAGUGCAAAGCGGUACCACCAGAAAACGGUGCCAUCUAACGGUGUUGAUUAUGACUAUGGUCGCGGUUUUGUCGAAGACUCUCUAG
Messenger RNA from Phaedon cochleariae (mustard beetle), 975 nucleotides. NCBI's taxonomy places the organism in Eukaryota, Metazoa, Arthropoda, Insecta, Coleoptera, Chrysomelidae. The record is from the annotation of a GenBank genome assembly.